GAGGAGAAACCUGCUGCGUGCAUGCCUCUUGGAUCCGGCUCCCCGCGCCGGGAGAUGUGUGAGGUUGGCUGUGCGAGCUGUCAGCGGCAGAGAUCCCAGGGCAGCUGAGAGCGAGCUCAAGCGCUCUGCUUCCAGGCGGGGAGAGGAAGGCUGGUGCUGAAAGUGCAACCUGGCAGGAUCAUGACAGAGCCAAGCAGCAGAAAGGAAGGAUUUAAAAAAUGCCGGAGUGCUACUUUCAGCAUCGAUGGCUAUAGCUUUACAAUCGUUGCAAAUGAAACGGGGGACAAAAAUGCACGGCCACUUUCACGAUUUGCCCGAUCUAAAUCACAAAACUGCUUGUGGAACACUAUUAUUGGUGGGCUGACUGGCAAUCUCAAGGAAAGACCAAAGCCUACCAUCAUCAGUGACCCUAGACCUCCUGAAGAAAUCCUAGCAGAUGAGCUACCACCAGUGGACAGUCCUGAGGCGUUGGUGAAAACAUCUUUCAGACUGCGGUCUUUGGUAAAGCAGUUAGAAAGAGGAGAAGCUUCAGUUGUAGACCUAAAGAAGAAUUUGGAAUAUGCUGCAACAGUUCUUGAGUCAGUAUACAUUGAUGAAACCAGGCGUUUACUGGACACAGAAGAUGAACUCAGUGACAUCCAGUCUGACUCUGUGCCCUCGGAGGUCCGCGACUGGUUGGCCUCCACAUUCACGCGGCAAAUGGGGAUGAUGCUCAAAAGGACAGAGGAAAAGCCUCGGUUCAGGAGUAUUGUCCAUGCAGUGCAGGCUGGGAUAUUUGUAGAAAGAAUGUACAGACGGACUUCAAAUAUGGUUGGUUUGAGCUACCCACCAGCUGUAAUUGGAGUGCUAAAGAAUGUAGACAAGUGGUCCUUUGAUGUCUUUGCACUAAAUGAUGCCAGUGGGGAUCAUGCACUGAAAUUCAUUUUCUAUGAGCUUCUCACACGCUAUGAUCUGAUCAACCGUUUCAAGAUCCCCAUUUCUGCUCUGGUGUCCUUUGUGGAAGCUCUGGAGGUUGGCUACAGCAAACACAAAAAUCCUUACCACAACCUAAUGCACGCAGCAGAUGUGACACAGACAGUCCAUUACCUCCUUUUCAAGACAGGCGUAGUGCACUGGCUGACAGAGCUGGAGAUCUUCGCUAUGAUCUUUGCAGCUGCCAUCCAUGACUAUGAGCACACUGGAACCACCAAUAACUUUCACAUCCAGACACGGUCGGACUCAGCCAUUCUAUACAAUGACCGCUCUGUGCUUGAAAACCACCACGUCAGUGCAGCCUAUCGUCUUUUGCAGGAUGAUGAAGAGAUGAAUAUUCUAUCUAAUCUCUCCAAGGAUGACUGGAGGGAAUUCAGAGCUCUGGUAAUUGAGAUGGUGUUGGCCACGGAUAUGUCCUGUCACUUCCAGCAAAUCAAAGCCAUGAAGAAUGCUUUGCAGCAGCCAGAAGGAAUUGACAAGCCGAAAGCCUUAUCACUGUUGUUGCAUACAGCAGAUAUCAGUCACCCAGCCAAGGCCUGGGAUCUCCAUCAUCGCUGGACCAUGUCUCUGCUAGAGGAGUUCUUCAGACAGGGUGACAAAGAAGCAGAACUAGGGCUUCCCUUCUCUCCACUGUGUGAUCGCAAGUCUACUAUGGUUGCUCAGUCUCAAAUAGGUUUCAUUGAUUUCAUUGUGGAACCCACUUUUACUGUGCUGACUGACAUGACCGAGAAGAUUGUGACUCCGCUCAUCGACGAAGCUUCCCGCUCUGGCAUGUCUGGGUUCAGGCGUUCCAGUCUGAACAGUAUUAAUCCCUCUGAAGUUAAACGAUCAAGUGUCAAGAGCACUGGGUCCGAAGGAAGUGCCUCACACAACUGCUCCAUACUCACUGUGGACUUCAAAUGUUUUAAAGCCACCUGGACUGAGGUGGUGCAGCAGAACCGGGAGAAAUGGAAAGCUCAAGCCACCAAAGAAGAAAAAGCUAAGAAAGAAGCAGAAGAAAACGCUCAUCAGGGAACAGACGAGAAGAAAACGGAUGAAAAGGAUGAGAAGAAGCCAGCUGAAGAUGCUACAGCAGCAAACACAGAGAACAGCAGAGAACCAAAUCCUAGUGAAAACAAAAGUGCAGAUUCCAGUAAGAAUCAUCUAAGUGGGACUUGGCAAACUGGGGUGAGCAAACACGAAGCCUCUCAAGGGAAAAAUGCACCCAGAACAGAUAAGGGAGAGGACUCUCGUUACGCAGUUGGAGAACAGAAACAGCAUGUCCACAACGGUGAAUUAAAGGAAGACAAUAAGUUGGACAAAAAAGAUCAAUCCAGUGUGGGGGAUGAAGCAAAGAAAACAGAUGAUACAGAAGAGUAAAAAUACACUUAAAAAGAGAGACUGCAAAUUUCUUUCAUCAUUUUAGCUGAGCUUCUUCAUUCCUGUUCUCUUCCUCCUUCCGCAAAGACCAGUUUCUGGGGAAGGCAUUAAACAGCUCUCAAAACACUCCUCCUCCCACUGGCUACUUCACAGCUAAUGGCUCUGGCUUCUAGGGUGGGGGCCUUGGUUUUAUGGGUCAGUUUAAUUUGUGUUGGUUUAUUUGUUCAUAUAUGUGUGUGGGGUGGGGUUUUUUUGUUGUUGUUGUUGUUUUGGGAAGGGUUUAAAGGGAAAAAACCAAAACAAACCCAAGCAACGAUAUCCUGAAGCAAAUGGUUCCAUUUUCCUGGACAGGUCAAGCAAAUAGCUGAGCAUCAUCCUCAGAUCUGAGUAUUGCCCUUUGCUAUGCCUCAGCUGCUGAAAGCAACGUUAGGGUGAUGCAGAAGAGUAUUAAAAGGAAAACUUGAUAACACUUUACUUUUUUUCUUCUUUUCCAUGAGAACCUUCUUUCAGUUGUUGGUAGACCAAAUCUGGUGUCAGUUUUACCCUUGCUGUAGAAGGUUUUAUUGAUAUGAACAGUGAAUGUGUAGAGUCAUUUGACCAUUUGUUGCAAUUUGAUGUCUUUUCCAGAUGAUGCAAUGGUAGCAAAAUGGUUGGUUGUUUCUAAACAGCAGGCAGACUUGUUCAACCCUUCAUGUUGUUAUGGGCUUCACUUUUGGGUGGGUGUUUGUUUGUUUGUCUUUGGUUUGUUUGGUUUUUUGUCAGUAAUAGGAAAAAAAUAAUCAAUGAAAGUGAUAUUCCCUUGGGGCAAAUUUUGUUGUCAGGCUCUGAGAGCAUGUACUAAUGUACUCCUUGACCAUGUCUGCCUUAAUCUGAGGUUACAGAUAAUGAGCUCUUUCCCACAUUUGUUCAUGGGCUACUAGUAACUGUUCUUUGUCUGACCCUGAAGAUGGAAGAGAAGGAGGGCAGCAGGGAAAUCACACAGAUCAGUGCUUACUUUCAUCUCAGUGUGGUCUGUGUUUCAUCACUGACUGAAUGGCCAGGCCAAAGAAAAAGGCAAAAGUGUUGCUGGGGAAGCAUGGGCAGACAAAAGCAAAAUGAAAAAGUGUGUCCUAAAUACACUGCUGGAGUCAGUGGGCAAAAAAAGGUCUCAUCCAGUGGAGUUAGACACUUGGAAAGCAGACAGUUGAAAGAAGAAAUGUUGAAAAACUCACCCAGGCCUUGGUUCAGGCAGAUAUCUUUGCAUGAGAAAUGUCAAACGUGUACUAAGUGCUCUCCUGGCUUGGGAUCUUGGUAGGGAUCCAGUGAAUUGAAAUGUUAACCCGUGUGGAAAUCAAGACACCUACAUAUGCAUACAACUGUUUGGUUUUGCCCAGCUCCCUUUUGUUCAGGAUGAGGUCUUGCUGUGUUAGUCAUGGAUGUGUUGUAGGAGGAAUCAGGCUGCUGUUGUGGCUCUCUGCUAUACAGAGAACUUGCAAAUCGUUGGUUUAGGAAGGUAAAUCCUUAGUGUUUGGUAAAUCCUUAGUGUUUCCUUUCUGUGUUCAGCAGCACAGGACUUUUAUCACCAGCCUAUAUUAGAGCUUGGGCUCUCUGUUCUUGCUUAAACUGUGCAUGCACAGGGACAAGCAUCCCAUGCCACUAGCUGAAAGUCACAGCAGUGAGCUCUAUGGAACUCCACAUUUAAGCAUGGGUCCCUUCUGACUCAGGAGGGUUUGUGUCCGGGGUUUUGGUUACUGAGGCUAGAGAUGUUUUGAGGUGUUUGUUUUGGUUUUGUUGGGGUUUUUUUGGGAGGGAGGGAUGCACCAGAGUCUGAGUUUGUUCAAAGCCAGAGAUUUAGGUUAGGUUCAUGCUGUGAAACAGUUGCACUUCAAUCACAGGUUUUCAGGAGGAGGAAGUACAGAAAUAUCUCCUGGGGUUCUUAGAACUCGCAGUGGGCUUCACUGAAGCAGCUCAUUUAAAUACAGUAAAUACAAGGGCACUUAGUGCUCCCUUUCCUCAGCUCCUGGUUGAGUUGUAGCCCCGGGAUGCGUUUUCUGGGGAAAGCUGGGUGCUGGGAGAACAGCGACCCAGCAGCCAGCGCUGAGCACACUCCCUCUUAAGUGACAGGCAGAGGGCUCUGUGAUCACCUAGCACUUUCCCACCUCCCCUUGCACCCCCUCCAUCAACAUUCACCCCCAUUAGAGUGGUAGAAUAUGACUUGGAGCCCUGGCCAGGCACUCUGAAGGCACAUUGAUGAAAUAUCAAUAAUGCAGAACGAAAUAACUGCAGUGGUGACUCAGUCCCUGCUUCAUCAGACUUCUCCUUUAGGUCGCUGAGUGUUUGAUCCCAGGUGCAGGAUUGGUUAGGCAAUGUUUUGGACCUAAUGUGCAGCGACAAAAGAUGCCUUAGAUCAUGCACAGCAGAAUAAAAAUGACCAAUUUAGGAAAAUGAAUCUUUUUUUUGUUCAUCUGUUUCUGAUCUAUAUUUUUUCUUUCCUUCUGUGAGGGGGCUUCUUUCAGGUAGCACAGCCAGACUGCUUAAUUGCCAGCUGGUCAGUUCUUGUUUCUCAUGCACUGGCUCAAAGGUGUGAAAUCAGCCUGGAAAACGUUUUCUUCCUUGCUGGUUAGGGUUAUUCACCACUGGCAGGAGCUGAUAAGGAAAACAAUGGAUUUGCCAUCUGUUGAGGAGUGCAGAUCAGAGCUGCCGUUCUAGAAGAGAUGCUCAAGUCAAGAGUCACUGGUCUCAGCACGCAGGUAUGCAGCCAGAACUAGCUCUGUCAUCCUCCUGCUCUUUUGAAAUGAGUUGUGCAAGUAUACAGUGGAUCGUUAGCAUUUUCCAGAUCGUUGUUGUCAUGUUAAAGAUAAACAACAACCCCCAUGAAAUCUAUUAGCUUGGAAGUAUAUAAAGUGAAAGUGAAAACUAGGCAGCAAAGUCCUCCAAAGAGACUAGGCCAGAUUAAAGCAUCUAGUAUGGGUCCCCUCCCAGCAUCACACCUACUCCACACACACCCCCUCACCUCCACCUCCCUGGAACACUCUGCAGCACUGUGCUAGUGCAUUGUGAGCCAAGGAAUGGAAAUGUUUAGUCAGCUCCCAGUUCAAGUAGAGCUCAGCCACUGUGCUAUUGUGUAACAGAAACCCAAAUAAACAUAAAAAUAAAUUGCAGAA
Molecule: messenger RNA, 5474 nt
Organism: Pogoniulus pusillus (Red-fronted tinkerbird)
Lineage: Eukaryota; Metazoa; Chordata; Aves; Piciformes; Lybiidae
Gene: PDE1C
Product: phosphodiesterase 1C
Exons: 18
Coding region: 181-2331 (716 amino acids)
Biological process (GO): signal transduction
Cellular component (GO): neuronal cell body
Molecular function (GO): calmodulin-activated 3',5'-cyclic-GMP phosphodiesterase activity
Source: RefSeq, a predicted model, not a curated record